Molecule: messenger RNA, 2102 nt
Organism: Plectropomus leopardus (leopard coralgrouper)
Lineage: Eukaryota; Metazoa; Chordata; Actinopteri; Perciformes; Serranidae
Gene: mmp17b
Product: matrix metallopeptidase 17b
Biological process (GO): collagen catabolic process; extracellular matrix organization; proteolysis
Cellular component (GO): extracellular matrix
Molecular function (GO): zinc ion binding; metalloendopeptidase activity
Source: RefSeq, a predicted model, not a curated record
GACGGAUGCAGAGGAGGAGGAGGAAGGGAUGUAAAAUCAUCUCAGAAGCUGGAUUUACAAGCGUUGUUGAAUAUUCCUGUUAAUAUUUCAUGCAAAAAUAUGCAACCAAGAUGAAGAUGUGGAUUGUUUUUCUGUGCCUGAGCAAUGGAUGGUUGCAAACAGCAUUUACUGCUGAUAUAACUCCCACGCCCUCAAUCGCACCAGCAACACCUACUGAGGAUGAAGGAACCCAACUAGUGGACUGGUUGAUUAAGUAUGGCUACCUCCCACCCUCAGACCCUUCCACUGGUCAGCUUCAGGCCUGGACAGCUGUCACUAAUGCUGUCAAGUCCAUGCAGAGGUUUGCAGGCCUCAAAGAUACUGGAGUUGUUGAUGAAGAGACAAUGGCAUUGAUGAACAGUCCACGCUGCUCUCUACCUGACCAAGACAUCCACUCCAAGUCACUGGCCAAUCAAAAGGGGAGCAACAUGAGGAGAAGGAGAAGGGCUAUCUCCAUGUGGACACGCAGGAACAUUAACUGGAGGUUGCAUUCAUACCCCUCCUCCUCCAAUCUGUCCCGAGAAACAAUUCGCUCGCUGGUGUUUUAUGCUUUAAGAGUGUGGGCGGAUCCAACACCGCUGGAGUUUCAUGAGGUGGGCAGCCCAGAGGCAGCUGACCUACAGGUGGACUUCCUCCAUGGUUACCAUGGUGAUGGCUAUCCCUUUGAUGGGGCAGGGGGUGCAGUUGGCCAUGCUUUCUUCCCAUCAGAUCCUGCACGGGCAGGAGGAGUACAUUUGGAUGCAGAGGAGGAGUGGGCUUUCAGACAGCCAGCCUCUGAGGGCACUGACUUGUUCACAGUGCUGGUCCAUGAGUUUGGUCAUGCACUGGGCCUCACUCACUCCUCGUCUCGUCACUCAGUGAUGAGGCCGUACUACCAGGGACCUGCAGGAGACCCACUGCAGUACCGCCUGGGGCCUCAAGAUCUGGAGCACAUCACCCAGCUCUAUGGUAAAAAGAAUCAGCUGCUGGCCACUGACGCUCCUCGCCUUGCUCCAGAGCCUCAGCUGCACCACAGAGGACACCACCAUCAUCACACAUAUGGCCCCUCCAUAGAUCGCUGCAACACCAGUUUUGAUGCCGUGGCAAGGAUCCGCGGAGAGACUUUCUUCUUCAAAGGUCUUACGAUGUGGCGAGUUAAUGGUGGGGGCUUGGUGUCGAGUCGUGGGGCUUCAGUCAGAAGGCUGUGGAGGGGUCUGCCUCCUGACCUGCCUCGGCUUCACGCUGUGCUCGAGAGACAGUCUGAUCACGCCAUCAUCUUUAUCAGUGGUUCCCAGUUCUGGCUGUUCAGAGAUCUGUCCCUGCAGGAAGGCUACCCUCAGCCCCUGUCUGCCCUCAGAAUGGGGGUGAACUUAGCUGGAGUGGAUGAUGAGGAGGAGGAGGAUGUAACAGCAGGGAAGUGGGGCCUGGUGUGGGACCCAGAGGAGGGCCCCGUGUGGGGGAACAUAGGAGGCAACGAGGAAGGGCAGCAAGAAGACAACUGGACUCAGCUGCUCAGAGAGGGUGUCAGUGGCAUCACCACAGACAGUGAUGGCGCUGUCUAUCUCUUCAAAGGAAACUCUUACUGGAAGUUCACAUUUCCAGGCUCCUCGGUGCAGGACGGAUACCCACGAUCCUCUACUGCUGACUGGUUGAACUGUCCCGACUCCUCAUCCUCCUCUGGGGUGGACGAGCGUUCCUUGUCUCUGUCUCCACCUGCAGAAAGACAGGAGCUAAGGGAGAGGUGGGGGGAAGAGAAAGAGAAGGAGGAGGAAAGAGGAAGAAAGAGGGACCAUGGAAGGGACAGACAUGGACAUAUACAUAAAGACAUAGUACAAGACAGAGGCUCACACAUCUGGACACAGUGCACUUGCCAAAAUGGAGCACUUGGUGGCAGGACAGCGUCUGUUAUUGCUGUCUUGUUGCUGAUGACAUGGACACUGAUGAUUAUUUAAAUAUGUGCAGGACAAUAAAAGACAGUUAUCUUAUCAGGUUAAAUCAGUAGAACAGUCAUCCGCAAACAUUCACUAUACUGUCCCUCCCGACCAUUUACACCUAUUUCCUCUCUUUCUGAGUGAGACAUGAGG